AUUCAAUCAAGAGGAAGGAAAUCACUGUUCUUUUAAAUAUCGUUCUGUAUAUACCGUAUUACCAUAUUAGUUGUUUUCCUACACUUAAAUUCAAAUACAAAGAAGUAUGUAAGCUUAUGUCAGUCUGUUACGACAACAUUAGGUAUCGUGGACAUUGAGAAUGCAAUGAAAACUUGUUACUAGUUUGGAUAUCAAGCCACGGCGCCUUAUUUGUAUUGGAAGUGUUUACAUGGAGCUUGGACCGGAAGAUUUAAUCACUCAAGGAAGGAGAGAUUUAGUAUGUGGUGAUAUUAGCAAGGCAGUAGACAAUUUUCAGAAAGCUUGUGAAACUCUGUCGACAAUACAUGGUGACUUUCAUGAAGCUCUUGCUGUCCCUAACUUACUGUAUGGUACUGCACUUCUCGAGCUAUCACGAAUAGAAAGUUCAGUUAUCGGGAACGCAUUGGAUGGGAUACCGGAUCCAGUCAAAGAUGAUUCAGAAUCGGAUAAUGAGAUCAUUGAACCUGGGCCUGAGUUGACAACUGAAGAAAAGGAAGAUAUUUCCAAUCAAGUCAUAGAUGCUAUGUGUGAAGAAGACAAUCAGGAAAACAGUGAAACCAAAGAGGAUGGUGCUCCUAGUGAAGACAUUGAAGCUGUAGGCGGAAAUGAUGCUCCCAGUAAAGACAUUGAAGCUGUAAGCAGAAAUGAUACUGCUGUUGAUAAUCCGACGGAUGACGCUGUCGAGGAAGCUGAGGAUGGCGAAUCAAAUGAAUCUGAGGGGGACGAGCCUGAGGACCAAGAUGAGCUCCAGAAUAAUCCCACGGACUCGGAAGCUGCUAAAUGUGAUGAUGAAGGUGAUGUGUCGAAUCUCCAAAUCGCUUGGGAGGUUAUUGAAGUAGCCAAAAAGCUGUUCUCACAAAAAGAUGACGAGGAAAGCAAGCUGAAUGUUGCUGAGUGCCUAGAAAAGCUUGGUGAGAUUAGUCGCGAGAAAGAAGACUAUGACCAAGCAGUAAUGGACCUAAAGGAAUGCUUAGAAAUCCGUACUGCCAUUUUGGGUCAAAAAGAUCGUCGUGUAGCUGAGAGCCAUUACCAACUGGGAACGACAUAUGCGGUUUCGGGAGAUUUAGAAGACGCAAGCAGCUCCUUCAAAGCUUCAGUUGAGUGUCUCAAGUUGUUGGUUGAAGAUAUCAGGUCAAAAAUCGAAGCUGUUGACCAAAAAGAUGGAGAAAAAAAAGAGCUUUUACAAGUUACACUUAAAGAGAUAGAGCUUUUAAUACCAGACGUUCAGAGUCGGUGUGCAGAUAUUGAGGAAGAUCGAUUAGCUGAAAGCAUUAAACAAACGGAGUCUUCAAUGGAACCGUGCUCUAAUGGUACUAGUGUUCCAACUGAUGACAUAUCACACUUGGUAAGGAAAAAGCGCCCUGUUUCUGGAACGACACCUGUGGAAUCUGUAGAAAAUAUAAGUCUUGAAUUAAAUGGUCAUGGAAACUCAACUUCCAAGAAGGUGAAGCUCAUAGAUGCUAAUGGCGAAUCCUUGCCGAAUGAAAACGGUGUUUAGUUAGUUGAUAUAUGCUUCUAGAUUAUAAACCGGUUCCAAAUAAUUGCAUUUCAUUUUUACAGAUUUUGUCAAAAGUUUUUGUCUAUCGUUUUUGAAUAAUUUAUCUGCAGAUUACUUAUUCCAAAAAUAAAGUUUAUGUAUUCCCUUUGAUGUAUUGCCUUUCUGACAAGUUGAACGAGUUGGUCGAAAAUUUUAAGUCA
This is a messenger RNA of Schistosoma rodhaini, 1737 nucleotides long. Lineage: Eukaryota; Metazoa; Platyhelminthes; Trematoda; Strigeidida; Schistosomatidae. The record is from the annotation of a GenBank genome assembly.